This is a messenger RNA of Cherax quadricarinatus, 433 nucleotides long. NCBI's taxonomy places the organism in Eukaryota, Metazoa, Arthropoda, Malacostraca, Decapoda, Parastacidae. The record is from RefSeq and is a predicted model, not a curated record.
UCACAAGAGGAGUCUUUGCAGUCCUUGUUCAACUCUUGCAGAGUUAAUGUCCACAAAGCUCUCUGCGACAACAUUGACACAAGAAGGGCUUUGGAUCACAUACGAGACGUCAUUACAGAGGCCAAUAAAUACAUGAAUAACAGUGUUAAGGUAAACUCUCAAUUAUUAAUAAACAUCAACAGCUUUGUAGGAAAAUUGAUGAAUAUCUUUGGUGUUCCUGUUGGAGACAGAGGUGCUUCUGGAGGCCAGGGGUCAGAAAAGUUAAUUGCUGUAGCAGAAGUGGUUGCCAAUAUCCGAGAGCAGCUGCGACAGUGGGCUCGCGAUAAGGAAAAGGAUGUUAAGGAGCUUCAGAGACAGCUGCUAGGACUGUGUGACAACAUCAGAGAUGACUUCCUGCCACCCCUUGGAAUCAGAUUGGAGGAUAGAGAAGGGG